This is a messenger RNA of Ficedula albicollis (Collared flycatcher), 950 nucleotides long. RefSeq lists its product as uncharacterized. Lineage: Eukaryota; Metazoa; Chordata; Aves; Passeriformes; Muscicapidae. The transcript is spliced from 6 exons. The record is from RefSeq and is a predicted model, not a curated record. Bases 1 to 768 code for a protein of 255 amino acids.
AUGUCGCUAUCACCCACUGAGUACGCUCUGUGGGAGGGGGGAUGGAAGCGUAUGUUGAACCACCUUUUAGCUGAAUAUGCAGACAAUCUGGCAAAGGCAGCAUUAAUGAUCACCUGGCUGGAGAAGUACAAUACAGUCAACCAGAUGAUCAAUGCUCACUCUGAGCAACACUGCAGCAGCAGCAGCAGCAGCAGCAGCAGCGGCAGCAGCAGCGGUGGCAGUGGAGGCAGCAGAAUGUUGCGAGCAGGAUGGGUCAUGGUCCUGACCCACUACCUCCUGCUCCUCUUUCUCCUGGCCCUGCAAGCCCAGAAUGUCCAGAGUGCUGCAGUACCUGGGCAGGGAGCAGCAGAGGCCAGAGAGGGUUCUUCUCCAGCUCCUCAAACAGAUUCCAUGCUGAUUCCAAGCUGGUAUUUCAAGCAGAGAGAUCAUGAGAUUGUGCAGAAAGAGAUCUUGCCUAUGGAAGAAAAAAGCAGCAUGCCAGGCUCAGAUGAAGAAACAGAAGCAUUAACGGAUACCAGCACACCUGCUCAGCAUGAGAGCCGUUCAGGAAGGUCAGCUCCUGGGCAAAAAGCUGAGAGUGCUGGACAGUGGCAACUCAGCAUGAAGUACAUCCUAACAUCUAUGGCGGUCUCGGCUGUGCUGCUGCUUGCAGCAUUGGUUGGGUACACAGUCACAUAUCAGCUGCUGAAGGGAGACGUGAGGAAUCAGGGAGACGAAAGAGCAUCAACAGAAUGCAACACUUUCUCUUUUGGGGACAUUAAUGAUUAGAGUAAAAUGAAAGGCAAAGCAGAGUGAGGAGAAUGCUGAGGAGGGAUCAAGAGAGUCCAAGCCAACAAGUUCAACAACAGUUGCCAUGUGUCACCAGAGCUCUCUGUGGCAGAGCUGACCCAGCUGUACAAGACCAUAGGUGCAGACCUCUCACUUCUGCCUGCCAGUUGUUUGAGGGUGCC